Cimex lectularius (bed bug) is the source of this 4408-nucleotide messenger RNA. It is a transcript of the gene tho2, whose product is annotated as THO complex subunit 2. Bases 299 to 4339 code for a protein of 1346 amino acids. Gene Ontology annotation, cellular component: THO complex part of transcription export complex. Lineage: Eukaryota; Metazoa; Arthropoda; Insecta; Hemiptera; Cimicidae. Gene Ontology annotation, biological process: mRNA processing; mRNA export from nucleus. The record is from RefSeq and is a predicted model, not a curated record. Gene Ontology annotation, molecular function: mRNA binding. The transcript has a single exon.
CAAAACGUUCCAAAUCUGAGAGGAUGCAACCCAUUUUUCUGUCGUGACGUCACUUGACUGAAUAGGAAAGCGAUUGGUUUUAAACUUGACGAUUUGUUUUUGUAAAAUUGUAAUGAGCGGGGCCGUACUCGGGAGUCGCGGAUGCUCUCCUGUCGAAAGAUUUGUCUUUUCCGAUUCCCUCCUCGGAGUUCUAACGUUAUCGGUGAACAGUUCGAAAAGGUUACAUCGUUGGAACGCACCUAAACAUUGAACAACAGAAGAGUUGCAGUCGAUACAAACAAACGGCUUCCCCUGGUUCAUGUCAUCGGACAUGGAGGAUCUCGAAGAGAUAGAUUGGAAGGAAUGGGAGGCGAAAGGUAAAUAUUUAAUUAUUAAGAAUGCGAGGAGGCUGUUGGAGAAUCGGUGUUUUGCCGUUGUCGACGAAACCGGCCAAAAGAACAACAUACCGAGGCUGAUAUACACCAUGUUCUACCAGUGUCUGUAUGGAUCGCUUACACCGGAUAACAUCGUCGAAGCUUGUAUAGCUCUGUCGGAACUGGACGACGAGAUACCCUCCGUCAUAAUGGACGUUAUAACUAUAUUCGAUACGGAAAUGGACUCCCAGAAAUUCAUCACGAAUGAAAGGGCGAAACUUUUGAGGGUGCUGGUCCUUUUAGACGAAAAGUGGUGCCCCGAACUCGGAAAAGAAAGGAUGGAGUUCGAGACGCAAAACGAAUACAACAGGAGUAUUAAAGUUUUCCACAGUAAAUUCAUCAAGUUGAAAACGAGAUUGUACUACAAACAGAAUAAAUUCAAUUUGUACAGAGAAGAAAACGAGGGCUAUGCUAAACUUAUAAUGCAGCUGAGCGGUAACGGCUUGCUCGAUGCAGAUACAUCAACAGUACUUAAAAAUAUAAAAUCCCUUAUCGGUUGCUUCAGUCUUGAUCCCACUCGAGUCAUCGAUAUCAUUUUGGAUAAUUUCCAAUUAAAUCCUUUUCAAGCUGAUUUUUUUAUCCCCCUUUUAAAAAUGUACAUGCCAGAUACAAAUCUAUUGAGUGAAGUCGUCGGUUUUAGAUAUGUGACUUUUAUUGAAAAUGGUGUUACGCCAAGGUCUUUGCACAUUAUCGUGACAAUCAUGCUUCAUUAUGGUAUUUUAUCUAUAGACGAUGUUUACCCUUGGUUGUCGCCAGAAGAGGAUGAAGUUAAAAGAGAAGCGGAACAAAUCGAUACUGAUGAAAAAUCGCCGAAAAAACCAGUUGCUCAGCCUCUCAGCAAAGAAGAUUUUGAAAAGAACCAAAAGCUUAGCUUAUGUGAGGUUAUGGUCUCGUUAGGAUCUUGGAGGACGUUUCAAAUGAUGCUCACACGGAUACCCCAUUCUUACAUUUUUGAAAAGGAGCAGAUUGCUGAAGCUGUUUGUAGAUUUAUUCACUAUUUGAUAGCUCCUGUUUAUGCUACACACUCGGGUCUCAGUGAAAAAUUGGAACCUGCUCCUAUAGAGUUCCAACCUACUGUCAUCUCUGAAAAACAACCCAAGACUUUUGUAGAAGUGACAAAUGUAGUUUUUCCGAUGCUGUACACUUUGGGCUCAUCUCUUCGCCAUGAUCUGGUGCUUGUUUUCAAAUUGACACGGAUGACUUCCACAGCACUACAACAUAUUUUAAAAACUCAAGACACAGAAAAUAUUAUUUUUGAACAGAUAACUACUUUGAUUCAGGAAUGUCUUUUUCCUACAUUAUCGAACAUACAAGCAAAUUGUUGUGUAAGUGAAGCGAUAUGGAAUGUUGUCAAACUUUAUCCUUUACAAGCCAGAUAUUCGUUGUAUUAUUAUUGGAGAGAAUAUUUACAAGCAAAUCAAGUACUUUUAUCUAAACGUUGUCAAGGGAAAGUCAAUGCUAAAUCCUGCAUGAAGAGGGUGAGCAAAGAGAACGUUAAACAGAUAGGAAGACUUCUUGGGAAACUCUCUCACUACUCCCCUGUGACUUUGUUCGAUUAUAUUUUAUUUCAAAUCCAAAUGCAUGAUAAUUUAAUCGGACCUGUUGUAGAUUCUCUUAAAUACAUGACCAACAUGUCAUACGAUGUUUUAGGGUUUUGCAUAUUCAAUUCUCUUUAUAAUGACACAAAGCAGCGUCAGAAACAUGAUGGAACGACAGUAUUAUCUUGGUUUCAGAGUACUGCUCUCUUCUGUGCUACAGUUUUUAAGAAAUACAACAUCGAUUUAUCAGGAAUCCUUCUCUACAUCAUGGAACAAUUAAAAAAUAAUAGAAGCAUCGAGUUACUCAUAUUAAAAGAGAUACUACAAAAAAUGACAGGUAUUGAUAUAACAGAUGAUAUGACCCAGCAUCAGAUCGAUUCACUAAGCGGCGGCGAAUUGUUGAGAUCGGAAGCAGGCUAUUUUGUACAGCAGCAGAAUUUUAAAAAAACAGCAACUCGGCUUAAGGAAGCCCUUGUUGAAAAUAACUUGGUAGCACCUUUAGGAAUUAUGCUUGCUCAACAGAGAAAUUAUAUAUUUUAUAGUGAAAGCAAAAAUAGCCAUCUAAAAUUCAUUGGGAAGUUAUACGACGAAUGUCAUGAUACUUUGUUGCAAUAUGGUGCAUUUAUCAGUGGGCCCAUAAUGCAUGAUACUCACAGUUCAUUUCCAACUAUACGGGACUUAUUAUUACUUUACAAAUUAGAUUUAGAUGCAGCAUUUUAUCUAUCUCGCCCUGUUUUAAAAUCAUUAGCAAUGGAAAGAUCAUCAGCUGCUAAGAAGGAUACAAGAAAAAUAAUUAAUAUCACUGAUGCGUUUUUUGAGAUAGUUGAUGCUAUAAGCCCUUGCAUAGAGGAGUUGUACUUGUCUAAACAAUGGGAAGACAUUUCUCCUAAAUUUGUAGCCCUUUUCUGGUCAUUGGGGCUCAGUGAUAUUUCAGUACCUGUGAGUGCUUAUCAAAAAGAAAUAGCUAAACAGAAAGAUCAGGAACUGACACAAGUAAAAACAAAUAAAGUUGAUAACAAGAUUACUACGCUGGGAGAUAAAUUGUCUCAGGAAUUAAAAGACCAACAACAGUAUGCAAAAUCGAUUUUAGAACAUCUAAAGGCAAGGAAGAAUGACUGGUUUUUAUCAAGAUCCAUAAAACCUGCAAAAAAUGAAAUGAUCACUCAAUUUCUUCAGAUGUGCAUUUUCCCAAGGUGCAUACUUUCUAUAACAGAUGCACUAUUCUGUGCUCAUUUUAUUCAUACAUUACACACAAUAAGAACUGGUAAUUUUAGUACUCUUUUAUGUUAUGACCGACUCCUUUGUGAUAUCACCUUCUCGGUUAUGUCCUGUACAGAAAAUGAAGCUAGCCGCUAUGGAAGAUUUCUCUGUGCAAUUCUUCAAAAUAUAAUGAGGUGGCACUCUAGCAAAGAAAUUUAUGACAAAGAAUGUGCUAAUACCCCUGGUUUUGUAACUAAAUUCAGAGCCAGUAAUGAAUUCUCUGAUGCAAACGAAAAUGUACACUUUGAAAACUACAGACAUGUUUGUCACAAAUGGCACUACAAAAUCACCAGGGCCGUUCUAAACCUUUUAGAGUCUGGUGAAUACGUUCAAAUUAGAAAUGGAUUAAUUGUGCUAAUUAAACUAUUACCAACUUUUCCUAUAAUCGGUAAAUUAGCCCAGUUUAUUGAAAAACGCAUUAACAAGGUGAAAGAAGAAGAAAAAAAUAACAGGCAAGAUUUAUAUACAUUAGCACUAAGUUAUAGUGGACUUCUUAUGUGUAAGUCACAACAGUUGAUGAGUGAAAGUGAUUUUCAUGUUGUUUCUUCCUCAUCUUCAACACCGAGUUCUGCCAAUGAAACGAGUAACUCGUUGAGGGAAGAUAAACUUGAUAUAGACACAGAAAGCUUCAGUACUGAACUACCGACAGAUAUUUACCUUUCUCCUCCAUCUUACUCUCAAAGUCACCCGACCUCUCCACCUUCCACACCUCCGCAACAAAAUUUCAAUAAAUCGACCUCGCCUACUAACAGUAAAGAAACUUCCCCUACAAGGGAAAAAUCUGAUAAACAAGACAGCAGUUUAUCUUAUGAUAAAAGUGACAGAACACCUACAGUAAUUUACAGGGACAUUAUAAAUAAUACUAGAAAUUCACCACCAAAGGAUCGAAAUGAAAGAUCCGAACGAGAUUUAGAAUCCCAUGAAUAUUUUUCUUCGAGAGAUGAAGACCCCCGUUAUGAAGUUUAUGAGGAUAACCAAUCAUACGAUGUUGAAAGUGAGAAACUUGAAGAAGGUGAACUCAACCGAAGAAUGAAAACAGUUAGAAGGACAAGGAGAAAAUCAAGAAUUGAUGAUAAAGAGAGAAGAAAAGUUGCCAAACCUAGAAUUAGAAGUAGAUCUGGAAGAUAAUAAACUUUGUAAAAUAUAUUUCUUUUUAAACCUAUGUUGAAUAAAAGAUUUCUUCCAUAAAUUUGUGUA